This is a messenger RNA of Mesitornis unicolor (brown roatelo), 1137 nucleotides long. Its product is annotated as synaptopodin 2-like protein. Gene Ontology annotation, cellular component: actin cytoskeleton; nucleus; Z disc. The transcript is spliced from 3 exons. The annotation marks the transcript as partial. Lineage: Eukaryota; Metazoa; Chordata; Aves; Mesitornithiformes; Mesitornithidae. Gene Ontology annotation, molecular function: actin binding. The record is from RefSeq and is a predicted model, not a curated record. Gene Ontology annotation, biological process: positive regulation of actin filament bundle assembly.
GCAGCUGAGAGUCCAGAAGAGCAGGAAAAGCUGGGCUUGACGGUCUCAACUCUCCUCUUGUGUGUGUGUGAACUUGAAGGAGAAAGUGAGCAGAGGGCCUUUUGGAGGACUGGAGAAUCAUGGUGUGAAUUGUGAAGAUGAGAGUAGAAGAUACUGCCUGUUAAGAGCUGGAGUCUGUUUUGAAGUUGGGAAGACAAAGUAUCCAAAGCACAGCAAUCAUGGGAGCUGAAGAAGAAAUGCUCAUCACUCUGUCUGGAGGUGCCCCCUGGGGCUUCCGGCUGCAAGGGGGUUCAGAGCAGAAAAGACCCCUUCAAGUGUCAAAGAUCCGAAAGAGGAGCAAAGCGUGCCGCGGAGGCCUGUGGGAAAAUGAUGUGCUAGUGUCCAUCAAUGGGAAGUCUUGUGCUGGCCUCUCCCAUGCUUCUGCCAUGCAGAUCAUCGAUUCCUCCAAUGGCACGCUCAACAUCCGUGUGAAAAGGAUAGUUGGUGGUGACCAGACCGGUCCACGGCUCCAGCGCUCCCCAUCUCCAGGGCAGCGAGUGCUCUCCCCACCAUUUCCACUCAGCCCCCCGGCACAGCUACUCAGUCCUGAACCAGCAGGAGCCCCAGCCACCACACAGCCCUCACAGCCACGGAGGUCACAGAGGCACCUGGACAGCCUCACCUCCCCGCCGGACAGCGAGGCCUACUAUGGUGAGACAGACAGCGAUGCCGACAACGUGGCCCAGGAGAAGCACCGCCGAGCUCGCAAGAAAAGCCCACGCUCCCCGCCUGAUAGCAUCAACAGCAAGGCAGACGCACCUCAGGAUGAGGUGUCUCUGUCUGAACAGAGCGGCUACGAGAGCAUGCUGGAGGCUGCUGCGCCGGGGGCGCCCGAGGUGGUCAGCUCUGUCGGGGUGGCCAAGAGGGAGAUUGCCUGCCCGCCUGGCAGCCCCGCAGACACUCCAUUCUCGGACACCGAGGGACAGUUGCGGCCACCGUCAACAGAGGGACGGGAACCUUCUCCCGAAGCGAUGCUCCUGCCCCAUGCCACCAAGGCUAUCCGAGCAGAACGUCAUCUCAUCCCCAUGGUGGGGCCAGUGGAGCACCCGGUUGAUGAAGAUCUAACCACCACGUAUGCAGAGAAAGCCAAGCAGGCCA